AGCCCCUGGAGCCGCAGGACCAGCUGCUGACCGGUGGCCACACACCCCAUGGACCUCCCACAGGCCUCCCCGAGCCCCGUGGCUUCAGCCGCUUCAACAGCGGGGAGCCACCCCAUGCCGAUGCCGAUUCCUGCCGUCGUUUUCAUCGCCGUCGGCCUCUACUUGCUGCUGCUGGUCCUAGUGCUGGGGACCAGGCGCUGUCUCCUGGCCAGGGGCUGCUGCCCGGACUGCGGGGAGUCCUGUGGAAAGACGGGGGGCCGAGGUCCCUGGGAGUGCUGCUGCUGCUACUGCUGCCGGGACUGUGCCCGGGCCUGCAACUUCACCCUGCCCGGUCCAGCUCGCUGCCUGGAUGGCUGCUGCCCCCGCCCAGCUGAAUGUAGUUGGGUCCCAGGUUGUCCCCACUGCUGUCCACUGUGCGACUGUGCCUGUGCCUGCCAGCCCCCCGACUGCCAGAGCCUCAACUGUCUCUGCUUCGAGAUCAAGCUGCGCUGAAGAGGACCUAGCAAUGUCGCCCCGCCGGGGACCCCGCCGCUCUCCGGACCCGGAACCUCAUCCGUCCAACCGCCGGGCCGCCCCCCCUGAGUCCCGGGAACCCCUCCGCCCCCCUCCAGGGACCAGGCCCCACCGCCUCAGGGCCAGAAAAGCCUUUCUCCCCCGCGCCUCGGGGCGGGAUCUUCCGCCGGACCAGACCCUCUCGCGGGGAAGGAAUCGCCUCAAGGCCGGCUGCCCCGGCAGGACACCCUCCACCCCCGUGGGGGAUGGAUUCGUGGCCCCUCUCGGCGGUGCUCACCACUACCUGAGUUUAGGGGUCCAGGGAAGGGAGCAGACCCAAAGGGAUGGUUCGGGUGGACCGCUACCGAAUCCGGGGAAGAACCCCCAUCCCUGCCCCAAGGGAUGCCAGUUGUUCCUUUGGAGGACGCCACGGGGGUGAGCUGGCAUUUCUUGGACCGGACUGCCCGGGGGAAUGAGUUCACAGUAGGGAGAGAUCUUGGGGUCGGGGCUGGCACUCUUUCUCCCCAACCCCGCCCCUCCUGAGCAACUCUGUCU
Ornithorhynchus anatinus (platypus) is the source of this 1047-nucleotide messenger RNA. Its product is annotated as small cysteine and glycine repeat-containing protein 9. The transcript has 4 exons. NCBI's taxonomy places the organism in Eukaryota, Metazoa, Chordata, Mammalia, Monotremata, Ornithorhynchidae. The record is from RefSeq and is a predicted model, not a curated record. Bases 49 to 492 code for a protein of 147 amino acids.